Messenger RNA from Drosophila simulans, 1203 nucleotides. RefSeq names its product putative riboflavin kinase (gene Rfk). Bases 265 to 726 code for a protein of 153 amino acids. Gene Ontology annotation, molecular function: riboflavin kinase activity. Gene Ontology annotation, biological process: FMN biosynthetic process; riboflavin biosynthetic process. Lineage: Eukaryota; Metazoa; Arthropoda; Insecta; Diptera; Drosophilidae. The record is from RefSeq and is a predicted model, not a curated record. Gene Ontology annotation, cellular component: mitochondrion. The transcript is spliced from 2 exons.
UAUGAAUGCGGAAAAUUUGUCUGUGUGUUUAUGAAUAUUAUGCCGAUCAAUGGAACGAGGAAUAGUUAUGUGAGUGGCUACGCGGCAAUCACAACAUACGUACUCUGUAGAAAACCCCGCUUGACUCCUUGCCAGACUCGAUAAAUUGGCCCGCAGCGCUUUGCGGUCGCAGAGAAUACCGCAAAUCAACCGCCCGUUGGACCUGAGAUUCAUUUCAAGCGCAAGCACAGCAGAUCUGGGUCAGAUUGCAAGGAAAUCUGGGAAAUGCUGAGCCAACUGCCUCUGUUCGCUGGGGGCGAGAUUGUCCGGGGCUUCGGACGCGGCUCCAAAGAGCUGGGCAUCCCAACAGCUAACUUUCCGCUGGAGGUGGUGAAAUCGCUGCCGGAAUCCCUGCCCACUGGCGCGUACUACGGCUGGGCGAACGUGGAUAAUGGACCCGUGCACAAGAUGGUCCUCAGCGUCGGCUGGAAUCCCUUCUACAACAACAAGGAGAAGAGCGUGGAAACGCACAUGCUGCACGACUUCAACUGUGACCUUUACGGCCAGACACUCAAAAUAUGCAUUGUGGGCUACCUGCGACCGGAGCGCAGUUUCGACUCCCUGGAGUCACUGAUUGCCGCCAUCCGCGGGGACAUCGAGCAGGCCAAAGCGUUCCUCGACGAGGCGGACAAGGCCAAGCUGAAGGAGGCUCCGUACUUUACGGAGAAGCUCUGCUCGUCAAAAUAGCGAUGGCGUAGGUCAGUCUGGAAAAGGAGGCUUCGCUGGAGGACACACUACUAAUCUUCGCACGGCUUGUGCUUCGAAAUAGUUAUUCCAUCAGUUAUCUUAUCUCUGAAUUUGCGCGAUGUACAAAGCGGAAUUCGAAUAUCGAAUCAAGUACUUAAGCUAACCGUUUUCAUUAAAUUCCUACUGCUCAUAAUGACACCAACAAAAUGAACCAAUCGCAUUUCGGUUUGAUACUUAUCAAAUGUAUAAACGAAACUGUUUUUGUAAAAAUGUUCCUGCUGUGCAUUUUUUCUAAUAUAUUUAUCUCUUAAUGGCGUUUUUAUUGACGGAUUGCAGUGAAGUAAUUUGCAAUUUGUAUACACAUGUAGUUAAAUAUUAUUUAUAUAUGUCACGAGUCAAUUAUUUUUGUUAUUUCUGGUUUUAAUUGCUUACGUGUUAAGAAACCCGUUAAAUAUAUAUACAAAUAUAUACAUACAA